Messenger RNA from Auanema sp. JU1783, 438 nucleotides. Lineage: Eukaryota; Metazoa; Nematoda; Chromadorea; Rhabditida; Rhabditidae. The record is from the annotation of a GenBank genome assembly.
AUGGAACUCUACAUCAUCUUCUUGUACAGCUCUUCUCUAUUGGGUUUCGUGAUCAUAUUCGUUUCAUUGUAUCUGCUCAUAACUGUCCCGACCAAACUGACAACAAUGGCCAGGUUCGCCAUGCAUGGGCAUGAUUUGUCAAGUGCGAUCGCUCAACUUUUUUUGACGCUCGGUUUCCAACCAUAUCUUAUCCUUCCAUGCACCAGUGGGUAUUCUGUAGGAUUCUUCACUCGUUUCGGCAUAAUAAGCAGCAUAGCUCAAGCUUGGCUUGAAGUAGCCUUGGUAGCCAUAAGUGCAACGUUUGCUGUUCUUUUGACUAUCAACCGAGCUCUCGCAGUAUCCGUGGGAGUGUCUGAAAGACGAAAGAAACUCAUCUUACAACUCUUUUCAACACAAUUUGUUCUCCAGUUGGCUUGUGUGGCUUUCGCGGGUUCCAAU